Molecule: messenger RNA, 5046 nt
Organism: Caretta caretta (loggerhead turtle)
Lineage: Eukaryota; Metazoa; Chordata; Testudines; Cheloniidae
Gene: BRSK2
Product: BR serine/threonine kinase 2
Biological process (GO): protein phosphorylation; intracellular signal transduction
Cellular component (GO): cytoplasm
Molecular function (GO): protein serine/threonine kinase activity; ATP binding
Source: RefSeq, a predicted model, not a curated record
CAGAGCUCUGGGCCCCAGCUCUUCCGCUGCUCUGGCUCGAGCUGUCCCUGGAACAGCUCCUAGUGAGAACAAGGCGUGCAGAGCUCCGAUCACCAGCACCAUGCUCCCUGGGCUUGGAUCCUAGAUCCCCCCGCUUUGAACACCGCUAAUAGCUGCUCUGGAACCUCAGCAUCCCACGCCGCCAGACGGACGGAAAGCAGGAAAGGAACAAGGAGGAAGAGAAAAGCGGCAGCCAAGGGGACUAAAGCAGCAAAGAGAGAGGGAGAAAGGGUGCUUUGCUCACACCGCUGCAAAGUGGGAAUUUAAAGAGCUGCAGAGAGAGAAAUCCCAGCUCCCCGCCACACACACAUCGCAGAAUUAUAGAGCCGGGUAGAAAUGACAUCAACGGGGAAAGAAGGCAGCGGAGCUCAACAUGCACAAUAUGUUGGACCCUAUCGCCUGGAGAAAACCUUGGGCAAAGGACAGACAGAGGUUGCCUUGUGUGCAUCACUCCUGCUAGCGGGUGUUGUUCUGGUGACCGUCAAAGUGCAUGCAGAGGAAAACGGGGGAUGCCCUGCUGCUGGGCUUGUGAAGUUGGGGGUUCACUGUGUAACAUGUCAAAAGGUCGCGAUAAAAAUUGUCAACAGAGAGAAGCUCAGCGAGUCGGUGCUAAUGAAGGUGGAGCGGGAAAUAGCCAUCCUGAAGUUGAUAGAACACCCCCAUGUUUUAAAGCUGCAUGACGUUUAUGAAAAUAAAAAAUAUUUGUAUUUGGUGCUAGAACAUGUGUCAGGUGGGGAACUCUUCGACUAUCUCGUAAAAAAGGGAAGAUUAACGCCAAAAGAAGCCAGGAAGUUCUUCCGACAAAUCAUCUCUGCUUUAGACUUCUGCCAUAGUCAUUCAAUAUGCCACAGGGAUUUAAAACCAGAAAACCUACUGCUGGAUGAAAAGAACAACAUCCGGAUAGCAGACUUUGGGAUGGCAUCACUGCAGGUCGGGGACAGCUUGUUAGAAACCAGCUGUGGGUCGCCACAUUAUGCCUGCCCUGAAGUGAUCAGGGGAGAAAAAUAUGAUGGGAGGAAAGCGGAUGUCUGGAGCUGUGGAGUCAUUUUAUUUGCAUUGUUAGUGGGUGCCCUGCCAUUUGAUGACGACAACUUGCGGCAGUUGUUGGAGAAGGUGAAGCGGGGUGUGUUCCACAUGCCACAUUUCAUCCCUCCGGACUGUCAGAACCUCUUGCGGGGGAUGAUUGAAGUGGAUGCCUCGAAACGUCUCACGCUAGAACACAUUCAGAAACACAUAUGGUAUAUAGGGGGUAAAAAUGAACCAGAACCAGAGCAACCAAUUCCUCGAAAGGUGCAGAUUCGUUCUCUCCCUUCCCUGGAGGACAUUGAUCCAGACGUGUUAGACAGCAUGCACUCCUUAGGCUGUUUCCGCGACCGAAAUAAACUCUUACAGGACCUGUUGUCGGAAGAAGAAAACCAAGAGAAAAUGAUUUAUUUUCUUCUCCUUGAUCGGAAAGAGAGGUAUCCCAGUCAUGAGGAUGAGGACCUGCCCCCUCGGAAUGAAAUAGAUCCCCCCAGGAAGCGUGUGGACUCCCCAAUGCUGAACCGGCACGGGAAGCGGCGGCCAGAGCGGAAGUCGAUGGAGGUUCUCAGUGUGACGGAUGGCGGUUCCCCAGUCCCAGCUCGCAGAGCUAUUGAAAUGGCACAGCAUGGACAGAGUAAAACAAUGUUCAGUAAAAGCCUGGAUAUCUCUGAAGCCAAUCCCAAAUUCAACAAAGAAGAAAGGAUGGCGAGUGCAGAUGCAUUGGGGUCUCGGUCGAUCAGCGGAGCUUCAUCUGGUCUCUCCACCAGCCCCCUCAGCAGUCCAAGGGUCACCCCUCACCCCUCUCCAAGGGGAAGUCCCCUCCCUACCCCCAAGGGGACACCCGUCCAUACGCCAAAGGAGAGCCCAGCAGGCACACCCAACCCAACACCACCAUCCAGCCCCAGCAUUGGAGGAAUGCCAUGGAGGACACGGCUUAACUCAAUCAAGAACAGCUUCCUGGGGUCUCCUCGGUUCCAUCGCCGGAAAUUGCAAGUACCUACACCAGAGGAGAUGUCCAAUUUAACCCCGGAAUCUUCCCCAGAGCUUGCCAAAAAAUCCUGGUUCGGUAACUUUAUCAACCUGGAGAAAGAAGAACAGAUCUUUGUGGUCAUUAAAGAUAAACCACUAAGCUCCAUCAAGGCUGACAUUGUGCACGCUUUCCUUUCGAUUCCCAGCCUCAGUCACAGCGUCAUCUCACAGACAAGUUUCCGAGCAGAGUACAAGUCCACAGGGGGUCCCGCUGUCUUCCAGAAGCCAGUGAAGUUCCAGGUGGACAUAACAUACACAGAAGGGGGCGAGGCACAGAAGGAGAAUGGGAUCUACUCAGUCACUUUCACGCUCUUAUCAGGUCCAAGCCGUCGCUUCAAGAGGGUAGUAGAAACCAUUCAGGCACAGUUGCUAAGCACACAUGACCAGCCUUCAGUGCAGCAGUUAUCAGACACCACUAACUGUGUGGAGUUGAUGACUGGCAGACUUUCCAAAUGUGGCAGCCCAUUGAGUAACUUCUUUGACGUAAUUAAACAACUUUUUUCAGACGAGAAGAACGGGCAGGAAUUAUCCCGAAAAGUUAACAUGUCAGCCACGGCUUCACCUUCUGUGCUCUGCGGACACUUGUUGACGGAAGGAAACCGAUGUAGACUGUCCAAGGACCAGUCCUGUUUGAGGUUCCCAGCCUCCCCCUCUGUCCCCAGGAAAUGGGUUUCUCCCCCACCUCCUCCCAAACACCUCCCCAACACGCACUUUUUCUCUUUUUCUUUUUGGUGCUCCACGAGGGAGAUCUGCUCAGUAAUGGGAUUGCACAACCUGGGCUGGAAGCAGGUUGCAAUUGUUGGAGUGACACCAUUGCCCUUGACAACAUUCAUCGGUGCAGGUGAACUCAGACUGGCAGGGGGAGGGGGGCAAGAAACAAGGGGAAAUGUUACCAUGAAACCAGGGAGCUCUCUCAGCCAAAACCACCAAGGAGUGAGUAAAAGCAAAGCGUCAAACCAAGAAUAUCGGGGAGUUUCACUGUGGGAUUUUCUCAAACUCCUUUCCCCCCCACCCCCGUCCCCACCCUUUCCUUUUGUUUUUUUGUUUUUUUAAAUUGUGUUUGUUUUUUAUACUCUUAUCAUUUUGCUUUUCAACCUGCUGGAAGGGGGGGGAUCCCCUCCUGGGGGUGGGGGGAAUGAACAAACACAAAAACAAACAAACCUUAAAACUUAGGGAAAAGGCAACAUACGGCAGCAAAAGAGGCGGGCCAGGAUUCUGCCUCGCCGAGAACAGCCUCUUGCCACCAGCUGCCGUUGCCACAGCUGCUGCUCCUUCUUCUUCAUCUUCCUCCCCCGUCUUCAACUCCCCGCCUACCACGCUGCCAGGUUGGGACCUUCUUCCGCCAUCUGGAUCCGCCAACACCCCCUGCAUUUGGAUGCAAUUGUCGUGUCGCUCGUGCUGCAUCAAUAUCAGUAUUAUUAUUUAUUUGCUGGGUUUGAUUUAUUUAUUUGAUUUAUUGGGUUUUUCAACAAACAGAAGAAGAAGAAAAGAGGAUAAUUUGGGGGGUAUUUUCCCAUGUGUGUGCGUGUGCAUAUCACUGGCACUUAGUUCAUUUGAGUGAGACGAGGAGUCAGUGCUAUGGGCAAGUGAAUCACGAAGCUACUGUAAACUUUAAAAAUUACUGCAAGAUAUUUUUAUAAACUUUUUUUUUUGAAAGGGGGCUGGCGGGUGGGAGUGGGUGGGUGAGGACUGUUUUUUGUGCUUAAGUUAUUAUUAGGUCUUGGUUAUUUAUAUAUACAUAUAUAUUGAAAAAUUUAAGCUGUUAGAUAGAUCUUCUGUUUUGUUUAAUUACUGUGUAGAGGCAACACUGAUUCCUAUUUAUUUGGGGGGGGGGAAGGUAGAAAAAAACCUUAAAUGUUCCUCUUGCGAACUUGACUUUUUAUUUAUUUAUUUAUUUAUUUUGGUUUUUUUCCCCUGGGAGCUACAUGACCAAGUGUAAUUUAUUCUGGCCCAAGUUCAAACGAACAAACAAACAUGGUUGUAAACGUCAAAGACAAAAACACAAUGAGAAAGACUUCUUUAGUGAGGUUUUAAAAACAUAGGGUUAGCAUUAGAGUGCAAGUCUCUUAUGACCUUCAAUUGCUGUUUGUUGGGUUCCCUCUGGGUGUAUGUUGUACGACAAGAAUUUUUAUUUUUUCUAAAUGAUACCAUCGGGCAGUUUCUCUCUUUUUGUUGUUGUUACUGUUGUUUAGUUUGUUUUCCCCCUCUUCGACCAGUUUCACUUGUACAUAGGUUUGAAGAUUAAAAAAAAAAAAGUAAGGCACAAUUGAGAUGGUAACCUUUAACCCUUGACCUUUCCUUGUCCCCCCAAAUGGAAGAGAUUUAUUUUAUUUAUUUUGGGGUUGUUUUUAAUUUAUUAUUUUUUUCCUAUUCUUAAAAUUGUAUCGCUGUGUGCAUGUCAGAUGCCGUGGGGGUGAUGGCUGGGGAUGGGGGGAGGCCAGGGUGCAGGACGGGGGGGCAGUUUUAAUUGCAUGACAUUGCUGUAAAUUAGUCUCUUUUGCUUUCGUUGUCUUUCCUGCCUCUGCCCUCUCUCUCUGCCUCUCCUCCAGGACCUCCUGCGACCACCUCCAUCCUCUUUUCCCUCUUUUCUCUGUGUGUAUAGAUUUUUGAUGCUUCUGUUACAUUGUACCUCUACAAAAGGCUGGGAUUUCGAUACAAAAUAAUAAUAAUAAUUUACAAAAAAAACAAAAAAACAAACCUAUAUCAGCAAAAUCCAUGCAGUACAAGCAGGAAGGGGAUUACUUACACAAGAUAUAAGAAUAAACGAAAGCAAUACCUCUUGUUAUCCUUCCGAUUUUGUACUUUGACGACACACAUGCGCACACACACACUCACAGAAACAAACUGACAUUAUUUAACAGUUUAAAAUGGACAAAAAAUCUGAUGUAUCCCUUGUUAAAUAACUGUGAGCAACUUUAGUUCAAAAAACAAUAAAUUCAUUCAGUAAAGACACUA